Messenger RNA from Mercenaria mercenaria, 2240 nucleotides. Its product is annotated as scavenger receptor cysteine-rich domain superfamily protein-like. Gene Ontology annotation, cellular component: membrane. The transcript has 16 exons. The record is from RefSeq and is a predicted model, not a curated record. NCBI's taxonomy places the organism in Eukaryota, Metazoa, Mollusca, Bivalvia, Venerida, Veneridae. Bases 86 to 2173 code for a protein of 695 amino acids.
CAACGUCAAUGUGCUUGUUAUCUCUCAGCCUUAUCAUACGUUUGUCCUUAUUUGAAGGUCAGAACAUUUGCGCCGCAGAGAUGAAAUGAUGUCUUUUGUGAAAUUUUAUGCAUUUCCUAUUUGUGUGCUGUACUGUUUGGACGCAGUCCUCACAAGUACAGAUGAUAUCGGGGUCAAGGUUCGCCUUGCCGGUGGUACUUCAAACGGAACAGGUCGUCUAGAAGUAUUUUUCAAUGGACAGUGGUCAACUGUUUAUAGUCGGAGUUUUGAUCAAAAUGAUGCUGAAGUUGUCUGCACCAUGCUUGGAUAUCAGAAUCGCGGGCUGGUCAGUGUAUUCAAAAACGUGUUUGGAGCUGGCUCUGGUCCUAUUAUUUCCACCGAUUUCAAUUGCCUUGGUACUGAAUCUUCUCUAGUGAACUGUAGUCAGCCAAACAGCUGGCAGGUACAUACAGACUGGAGACAUUCGAGUGACACUGAAAUGGGUUGUGAAGCUACUCCGAUUCGCCUAGUUGAUGGUGAUUCACCUCAGUCUGGAAGAGUAGAACUUUUUAUUUCGAAUAAAUGGUAUACUGUCUGUGAUAACGAUUUCGAUGACAAUGACGCCAGUGUGAUUUGUCGAAUGCUCGGAUUUUCUGACAGUGGGAUUUCGCGUGCUUUUUCAAAGAAUCAUUAUGGUCAAGGCUACGGAGGAGUCAUUGUAACGCAAUUAGAAUGUGAUGGCACAGAAAGGGAUAUUAAACAGUGUAAAGCCGAAUGGGGAACUAACUCGUGUGAUCACACGGAUGAUGCUGGCGUAAACUGCGGUAGGACAGAAAUAAGACUUGUAGAUGGUGUAACAAAUACAUCCGGAAGAGUGGAAGUACUCCAUGGCGGUAAAUGGGGAACUAUUUGUUCUCAUGGAGGAUUUUCCAAUCAGGAUGUCCAGGUCAUCUGUAAAAUGAUCGGUAUACAAAAUCCAAAUGCGUUCGGAUAUUCCAAUGCUUACUAUGGUGAGGGAACGGUUCACAUGCUGUUAUCACGUCUAGCUUGCGACGGUUCUGAAAGUGACAUUACACAGUGUUCGUCGACUGAAUGGGCUGGCCCUUCAGAUACUCGUCUUGAAUCAGACUUCAUGUAUUGUUCACAUUCCAACGAUGUUGGUGUGAACUGUGAAGGAAAAACGAAAAUACGACUGGUCGAUGGAGUUUCGGCACAAUCGGGAAGGGUAGAGAUAUUUCACUUAGGACAGUGGGGAACAGUAUCAAACAAAUACUUUGAUUUUCAUGAAUUAAAAGUCAUAUGCAGAAUGCUUGGAUUUAAUUACAGCUCAAAGUCUUUCAUCAAGGAUAAUGCAUACUAUGGUCAAGGUGUUGGGAGAGUACUGGUUUCGGAAAUGCAAUGUAAUGGCGAUGAAUCCGAUAUUGGUCAGUGUUCAGCAACAUGGUGGCCUAUGACAGAUUCUCUAAAGCAUGAUGCUGAUGUUGGCAUUAGCUGUGACGGAUAUAUCCCAACAAAACUGGUAGGUGGCUCAGAUAAUGCAUCUGGGAGGGUAGAGAUUUUUCAUAACGGAUAUUACCAUACAAUUUGUGCUGGAGAUUUCACUAGACGAGAUUUAAUCGUGGUAUGUCGGAUGCUUGGAUUUGAAAACAUUCCACGUUCUGCAUACUGGCGAUACGUGUCAACAUUUGAGCAGGGGAUCGGAACACCAGGAGCGUCUUACCUCAAAUGUGACGGAACUGAAACUAGUAUUGCGCAAUGUGAUGGACAUAUGCCAGGCGUUGUAGAUAGCUACUACUAUAAAUGUGAUCAUGCAAAGGAUCUUUUUGUCAGCUGUAAUGGAGCCUCAGAGAAAAUAAGAUUAGUUGGUGGACAUUCUAACAACUCAGGGAUAGUCGAAAUAAACAUAUCUGGUAUAUGGGGAACUGUCUGCGACAAUGGAUUCGACAGACUUGAUGCCGUCGUCAUAUGCAGAAUGCUAAAGUUCCCUCGUCCCGAACGGGCAAUCACCUACACUGACGCUCACCGUGGCCAUGUUAAUGGUCCUAUCCAUAUGAAGGACUUGAAAUGCAAUGGUGUUGAGACAAGCAUUGGGCAAUGUAACCCUGAGAUGGAUACACGUGGCUGUCAACAUUCAAAAGAUGCGGGAGUCGACUGUUGUCCACACUGCGAGAUUUCAGGACAGCUGGUCGGAUAGGUAUGAGGACUUCUGCAGAGGGAUUGCUUUAAUAUGGAAUGAAUUAGUGAAUAAACUAUCAAAAUUA